AUGUCCCUGCUCUGGGAGGCGCUGAUGAGGAACUCGCCGCAGAGGGAGAGGGAAGAGACGGGGCCACGUGGCCUUUUAGGAUGGCGAGGGAUUUGUAGGGUUGGGAGAAGGGGAUUUUUUGGUUUGGGGGAGAAUAGGAGUGGAAAGAAUUUGAAGGGCUCUCGUCUGGCUCUUCUGUCGUCAAGCUGCUUGGAUUUGAACUUGGAGACGACAAUGGAGUGUCCAUUAGGUCGAACAGAUAGUGAAGAGCAUACUGGUCAAAGGGGGAGGAGGCCGAAAGAGAGCACUACGAGCAUGGAGGAUACGGUCAGAUCGUCCGACCUCCACUCAUGUUCUUCCGCCAGCCUCGCCUCCGCCUGCCCCUCCCGAUCGUGUCGCCUCUUGAGGUGCAUGUACACCACCCAGUCCCCAUUCCCCCUCGCACUCCUCAUCGGCAUCACGUACCCAGUCUCCCCGCCCCACGGGAAGUGGUACGACCCGAAUUCCGGCCCUCCCCACCCGAAAUUUAGCUCCUGGACGGGGAAUCUCAGCCCUGACGACACAACCACGGCCGCCUCAUCGUUCUCGUCUCUACAGUACACCUUCACCACCGCCGGCUUCGGCCUCCGCAUCUCUACCCAAUCGAUUAGCGCCAAGAAGUGCUCCGCCGCGGACGCCUCCGCCACGCACCCGUGCACCGCCUCUGCUGCCUUCGAGAGCGGCGCCGCCCAGAGAGCACCGGCGCUCUCCCCCACGUAUGGGAUCGAGAGGACAUUCCCAAAAUAUCGGUCCGCACCUGCGCCCAGACGCGUUCUCCCGUCCACCACGACCCCCAAUUUCACCGCCUUGGACGGAUCCCCGACGGCGGCGCCGGCUAGGGUUUUCCAGAGGAAGGCGCCGAACGACUCGAUUUUGCUCCUCCGUGCGCCGCUGCAGCAGGCCUGGGACUGGAGGCGGUCGAUUUCGUCGGACGGGACGAGGUAG
Messenger RNA from Striga asiatica, 963 nucleotides. Lineage: Eukaryota; Viridiplantae; Streptophyta; Magnoliopsida; Lamiales; Orobanchaceae. The record is from the annotation of a GenBank genome assembly.